Molecule: messenger RNA, 1945 nt
Organism: Zalophus californianus (California sea lion)
Lineage: Eukaryota; Metazoa; Chordata; Mammalia; Carnivora; Otariidae
Gene: SOX7
Product: SRY-box transcription factor 7
Exons: 2
Coding region: 169-1329 (386 amino acids)
Biological process (GO): regulation of DNA-templated transcription; cell differentiation; anatomical structure morphogenesis
Molecular function (GO): DNA-binding transcription factor activity, RNA polymerase II-specific; RNA polymerase II cis-regulatory region sequence-specific DNA binding
Source: RefSeq, a predicted model, not a curated record
GGAGGGAGGGGCCGCGCCGCCUUCGAGAGUCAUUGGAGGACGCGGCCGCCCGAAGCUGAUAAAUAAAGGGACGGGCCGCGGCUGCCAGCCAAGUUGGACGCCCGACCCGUGCGAGGGCCGGGUUAGCGCCUGCCCUGCGAGGCGAAGCGAGGGGACCCCCGUGCGGCCAUGGCCACGCUGUUGGGAGCUUAUCCGUGGCCCGAGGGGCUCGAGUGCCCGGCCCUGGAAGCCGAGCUGUCGGAUGGGCUGUCGCCGCCGGCCGCCCCUCGCGGGCCGGGGGACAAGGGCUCGGAGAGCCGUAUCCGGCGGCCCAUGAACGCCUUCAUGGUAUGGGCCAAGGACGAGAGGAAACGUCUGGCGGUGCAGAACCCGGACCUGCACAACGCCGAGCUCAGCAAGAUGCUGGGAAAGUCGUGGAAGGCGCUGACGCUGUCCCAGAAGAGGCCCUACGUGGACGAGGCGGAGCGGCUGCGCCUGCAGCACAUGCAGGACUACCCCAACUACAAGUACCGGCCUCGCAGGAAGAAGCAGGCCAAGCGCCUCUGCAAGCGCGUGGACCCGGGCUUCCUCCUGAGCUCGCUCUCCCGGGACCAGAACGCUCUACCCGAGAAGCGGGGCGGCGGCCGCGGGGCGCUGGGGGAGAAGGAGGACAGGGGUGAGUACUCCCCGGGCUCCGCCCUGCCCAGCCUGCCGGGCUGCUACCACGAGAGGCCAACUGGCGGCGGCGGCACCCCAGGCAGCGUGGACACUUACCCAUAUGGGCUGCCCACGCCCCCGGAAAUGUCGCCCCUGGACGUGCUGGAGCCGGAGCAGACCUUCUUCUCCUCCCCUCGCCAGGAGGAGCAUGCGCACUCCCGCCGCAUCUCCCACCUGCCGGGGCCCACUUACUCCCCGGAGUACGCCCCCAGCCCCCUCCACUGCGGCCACCCCCUGGGCUCCCUGGCCCUCGGCCAGUCCCCGGGCGUCUCUAUGAUGUCCACUGUACCUGCCUGUCCCCCGUCUCCUGCCUAUUACUCCCCUGCCACCUACCACCCUCUCCACUCCAACCUCCACGCCCACCUGGGCCAACUCUCCCCCCCUCCCGAACACCCCGGCUUUGAUGCCCUGGAUCAGCUGAGCCAGGUGGAACUCCUGGGGGACAUGGAUCGCAAUGAGUUCGACCAGUAUUUGAACACUCCUGGCCACCCAGACUCUGCUGCAGGGGCUGUGGCCCUCAGUGGGCAUGCCCCGGUCUCCCAGGUGACAUCAACAGGCCCCACAGAGACCAGCCUUAUCUCCGUGCUGGCUGAUGCCACGGCCACGUACUACAACAGCUACAGCGUAUCAUAGAGUCCGAGGCAGCCAGCCCAGCCCUGCGUCGCCGCAGCCCUCUCCUUCCCGCGGGCUGAGCAGAGAGGCGACCGCGCAGUGCUACCGGCUUUCCUCCGACCGCCGGGGGUGUGCAGGUCCGAACUGUCCGCGGGGCAGAACGGGGCUCUGCUGGUCUGAGUGCCCCUUUGCUCCCUGCCGCCUACAUUUUGAGCAUAUUCCUUCAAAUGGGUUCUCAUUGGCUACACCCUGGGAAUAAGGCAAGGUAGUUGCCAAAAGAUGGUUUACCGGCAGAUUUUCAUUUACUUCUCCCGGUCCCCAUCACGGAAACCAAUGUGUGAAAAUCUCAGCGGCAUUCACACCUCUCCAGCUUCUGUCCCAGACGCAUGGGGUACAGCCGUUCUGAUCUUUGGGUCCCCCAGGUGAGAAGAGCCCUGGGCUGCGACCCAGAGGACCCCGGGUCCCGUCCCAGUUCUGCCUCGGAGGGCUGGAGGGGCCCGCGCUCGGCUCUCUUCCCCUUCCAGCCCCUCCCCCAAUCUGUAAAGUGGGGGACAGACUUGACAUCUAAGGCCCCUUCUGCUCCAGAGUUUUCUGACCUAGGAUUCUUUCAAGGCUAAUUAAAAAGAAAACAAAAAUG